Molecule: messenger RNA, 2931 nt
Organism: Exophiala xenobiotica
Lineage: Eukaryota; Fungi; Ascomycota; Eurotiomycetes; Chaetothyriales; Herpotrichiellaceae
Exons: 2
Coding region: 1-2931 (976 amino acids)
Biological process (GO): reciprocal meiotic recombination; double-strand break repair via homologous recombination
Cellular component (GO): nucleus
Molecular function (GO): ATP binding; DNA translocase activity; ATP-dependent chromatin remodeler activity
Source: RefSeq, a predicted model, not a curated record
AUGCUUUCCAAGCCCUUCAAGCCUCUGACUAUCAGAAAGCCCGAUGCCAUCACUGCUAGUGAUGCUUCUGCUGGGCCAGCCGCGAAACGGCGCAAAUUGAGUCCACCCGAGGACGAACCCGCCGCAGUCAAGACAGAGCAGUCUAUCUCGAAAGCCACCUCCCAUAACAACACCAAAAGCAACAGCGCUAGCAAUUACAGGCCACCAUUAAAAGAAGUCCACAAUCCUUCGAGUCCUGAAGCGCCCUCGGCAACUGGGCUGCCAACCAGCAACCAGACCUAUUACUCGGUGCUCUGGCGUGUUACAACGAACAAGAAGAACAAGACCUGGACCGACGAUGGAGUUCUGGUAGUGGCUGAUGGCUAUGCAACGCUCUACAACAACACUGGACGAAGUAUGGGUCGAACGGCCGUAGCUGCAGCUCUCACACCUGGGUUUAACCUCUCUAUUGGCGGUAAACAAGUCGAAAUCGACUCAUGCAUCACUAAAAAUGAUUACAUUGCCGUCGUCAAUCCAAAGGCCCUCUCCCAAAGAGUCCACAACAUACCCCCAUCGAAACCUAAACCGACGCAGCCUUCCACGAUCCUGCAGCCAAAGCUGAGCUUGAAGGAGCAAAUGAAGGCACAGAUACAGAAAGAGAAGAAAGAGAACCAGAAACAAGGCCUACAACAAUUCUCACGUGUUGCAGCAUUCAAGCAGCCGUUGAAAGAGACCACCAUCAUGCCUCAAGGUCCAUCUGAAAUGCCUACGCCUCGUCAUAAUCCCAAGGCAGCUGGAGCAUUUAUUUUCAAGAGACCGCAGAGCCCCCCGCAAGGUCGUCAGAUGGUAGACGUCGUCUUGGACCCUCUACUGGGAAAACAAUUACGACCUCACCAGCAAGAAGGCGUCAAAUUCCUUUACGAAUGUGUCAUGGGACUUCGGGAGUUUGACGGCCGAGGCUGUAUUCUUGCCGACGACAUGGGGCUGGGCAAGACACUGACAACAAUUGCUCUAUUAUGGACUCUGUUGCGGCAGAAUCCCGUUCAUAAAGCACCACCUGUCGUCCGGAAGGCACUGAUCGUUUGUCCGGUGUCCCUCAUUCGUAACUGGAAACGGGAAUUCAAGAAAUGGCUCGGCCUGGAUCGGCUGGGUGUGCUCGAGUUCGAGGAUCAAAACACACAAGUGAUCAACUUUGAUGGCAAGGUCUAUCAAGUCAUGAUCAUUGGGUACGAGAGGCUACGCAUGGUAGCUGAUGAUCUCGGCCAAGGCCAUCCGAUUGACAUAGUCAUAUGCGAUGAAGGCCACCGUCUGAAGACCAUGAAAAACAAGAGCGCUCAGGCAAUUGAGUCGCUAAACACGAAGAGGAGGAUCAUCUUGUCAGGCACGCCAAUCCAGAAUGACCUUAGCGAGUUUUAUGCCAUGGUCAACUUUGUGAACGAUGGCUGCCUAGGGUCGCAGAAGGGCUUCGUCCGGGACUUUGAAAAACCGAUCAUGAAAAGCCGGCAGCCAGACGCAUCCGAGGAGGAUCUUGAACGUGGACGGGAGGCUAGUGACGAGCUCGCCAGGAUCACGUCUCCGUUUAUCCUUCGCAGGACAGCUGAUAUACUGGCUGAUUUCCUGCCGCCCAAGACAGAGUUUGUCCUGUUCUGCAAACCCACUCAGGCUCAAGCGAUGAUAUACCGGAGUGUUCUGCAGUCGCCCAUGUUCCACAACGCCCUUCGCAGCAAUGAAACGGCCUUCCAACUCAUUACUAUCCUAAAAAAGCUUUGCAACAGCCCUGCCCUCAUGGAUCCGAAGUAUGGCAACGAUGACGCUACGCCAUCAUCGUCGCUCACAGUGUUGAACGAUAUGCUUCCAAGUGGGCUAUCGAAGCUAUAUCAGAACCAUCUUUCCUGCAAGAUCCGGUUACUCGACCAGCUACUACAGCAACUAAGGCAUUCUACUGACGAAAAGGUGGUCGUUAUCUCGAACUAUACCUCCACCCUGAACCUAAUUGAGCAAUUGCUGAAGAGCUCCGACCUGCCCUCCCUACGUCUGGAUGGUUCAGUGGCGGCCUCGAAGCGGCAAAAUCUUGUGGACCAAUUCAACCGAUCCAAGUCCUCGCAGAUGUUCGCCUUUCUGUUGAGUGCAAAGGCAGGUGGUGUUGGUCUCAACUUGAUCGGGGCCAGCCGACUUAUCCUCUUCGAUGUGGACUGGAACCCGGCAACAGACGAUCAAGCUGUUGCACGGAUUCACCGACAGGGACAAAAGCGACACUGCAAGAUCUACCGCUUCUUGAUCAAGGGUGGUCUGGAAGAGAAGAUCUGGCAGCGACAAGUCGUCAAGAGAGCAUUGGCCGAUAGUAUCAUGCAGGGUGGUUCUACGAUAUCAUCAGGGGGCUUGGCGCCCAAACAGAAGGGCAAAGGUCAGACUUCAACCUUCAGUCAAGAAGAGCUGAAAGAUCUCUUUCGUCUGGAUGAAAAUGCUGGACUCCGCACCCAUGAGCUGAUCGGAUGUGAAUGCAAAGGUACAGCGCUCGAGGAAGGUGUUGAUGGUGAACAUGCCCUGAAGAAGACUCAGGUUGCUGGGGAGGACGGUGAACCUCUGGAGCAGGACUCUCAAGAAGUACUACCGGAGAUUCAAGUAUCGACCAAGAAGGCAAACAGCUCGUCUUUGGAGCAAAUGAAGUCUGACUUUCAAGACCAGCCAGGAUCGAUAACCUCGCCAGCAAAGUGUGAGGUGGAGGCCGAGCGGGAGGAGUUGCUGAAGUAUGUCCACCUCGACACCUCAAUCUUCUCACAACCGGAUGUCGACAGCGAUUUGGUUGAGCGUGUCUCUGCAGUCGUUGAUGACGACUGUCUCGAACACAUUCUUCGUCUUAGCCAGGACAUGACAGGCGGCAGUAGCAUAUCUUACGUUUUCAAGAAGACGAACGGCAGUCAGACGAGGUAUUCCCUGGAGGAAGAGGUCUAG